CUGCGACGUGCCAGCGGCAGCGCGCCGGUGCCCCCACUUAGCUAGUCGUAGCAUUGUUACGGCUGCAGUCCAGCUUCACAUCAGCUUCUUUCUUAGAUUGUGCAGUCCACUGGCAGGCAGGCAUGGCCGUCUUCCCCGCGCUGAGGGCGAGAGCACUGCUCCUGGCGGCGGUCGUCCUGCUCGUCGGCGCGCUCGAGCGCGGCACGGACGCGCAGCUCUCGGCAGGGUUCUACUCCGCGAGCUGCCCCACCGUGCACAGCGUCGUGCGCCAGGUCAUGUCGCAGGCCGUCAUGAACGACACGCGCAACGGCGCCGCCAUCCUCCGCCUCUUCUUCCACGACUGCUUCGUCAAUGGGUGCGACGCCUCGCUGCUGCUGGACGACACGCCGACGACGCCCAGCGAGAAGGGCGCCGGCCCCAACGCCGGCGGCUCCACCUUCGACUUCGACCUCAUCGACACCAUCAAGACACAGGUCGAGGCCGCCUGCCCCGCCACCGUCUCUUGCGCCGACAUCCUCGCCCUCGCCGCGCGCGACAGCGUCAACCUGCUCGGCGGGCCGAGCUGGGCCGUGCCGCUCGGCAGGCGCGACGCGACGUUCCCGAACAGCACGGGCGCGGCGACGGACCUCCCGGGCCCGGACUCCGACCUCAACGCGCUCCUGGCCGCCUUCGCCGCCAAGGGCCUCGCGCUGCGCGACCUCGCCGCGCUGUCCGGCGCGCACACGGUGGGCAUGGCGCGCUGCUCCAGCUUCCGCACCCGCGUCUACUGCGACGCCAACGUGAGCCCCGCGUUCGCGUCGCAACAGCGGCAGUCCUGCCUGGCCUCCGGCGGCGACGCCGUCCUCGCGCCGCUGGACUCGCUCACCCCCAACGAGUUCGACAACGGGUACUAUCGGAACCUAGUGGCCGGCGCCGGGCUGCUGCACUCCGACCAGGAGCUCUUCAACAACGGGCCCGUCGACACGCUGGUGCGGCUGUACAGCGCGAACGCCGGCGCGUUCGCGUCGGACUUCGCCGCGUCCAUGGUCAGGCUCGGGAACGUCAGCCCGCUGACGGGCUCCAGCGGGGAGAUCAGGCUCGACUGCAGGAAAGUGAAUUCGUGAUUCGAGAAAUACUACGGAAAUUGUCUUGUUAAUUGAUUCGCUGCAACGAAUAAAGCAUGGCAUGACAAUGGAAAUAGAGACGGGCCAAAGCCAUCAGUGAAUUGAUAUUUUUUUCUUUUUUCUUUUGUUCCUGAAGCCGUAGAGAUUUCAUGACAAUCAAACACGAUGUAUGCGUAAUUUUUUGGAAAUAUAUUAUGCAUUCUUUUGUUUA
This is a messenger RNA of Phragmites australis (common reed), 1314 nucleotides long. RefSeq names its product peroxidase P7-like. The record is from RefSeq and is a predicted model, not a curated record. Gene Ontology annotation, biological process: response to oxidative stress; hydrogen peroxide catabolic process. Gene Ontology annotation, molecular function: peroxidase activity; heme binding. The transcript has 3 exons. Lineage: Eukaryota; Viridiplantae; Streptophyta; Magnoliopsida; Poales; Poaceae. The coding region runs from base 123 to 1103 and encodes 326 amino acids.